This is a messenger RNA of Talaromyces amestolkiae, 351 nucleotides long. RefSeq lists its product as uncharacterized. NCBI's taxonomy places the organism in Eukaryota, Fungi, Ascomycota, Eurotiomycetes, Eurotiales, Trichocomaceae. Bases 1 to 351 code for a protein of 116 amino acids. Gene Ontology annotation, molecular function: RNA polymerase II cis-regulatory region sequence-specific DNA binding; protein dimerization activity; DNA-binding transcription factor activity, RNA polymerase II-specific. Gene Ontology annotation, biological process: regulation of transcription by RNA polymerase II. The record is from RefSeq and is a predicted model, not a curated record. The transcript has a single exon.
AUGUCGUCCGAUACCAGCCACAACGUCGACCACAGUCGCGACUCGGUCAGCUCGAAUAAUGAAACGCCCGGCCUGGGUGUAGACGGGAACCAGGACAAACCGCGUUUGACAGAACAGGAAAAGAAGAACAACCACAUAGCCUCAGAGCAGAAGCGUCGUGCCGCGAUACGAGAAGGAUUCGACAGGCUGACUGAGUUGGUGCCUGGGUUGGAAGGACAAGGUCGCAGCGAGAGUGUAGUGCUGAAGAAGACGGUUGAUUUUCUCCGUUUGAAAUUGCAAGAGAGGCGUGAGCUUAUCGCGGAGAUUGAGAGGACUGGUGGUCACGUCGAGGAGUCAUAUCGCACGCGUUGA